CCAAACCCCCACACAUUUCUCUCUUCAAUCCCCAAAAAAACCCACAAAACCAAAACCAUGACGAACAUGUUCCAAGAUUGGCCGGAACCAGUGGUCCGAGUCCAGUCCUUAUCCGAAAGCAACCUCAGAACCAUACCCGACCGCUACAUCAAGCCUCUCUCCCUGCGUCCAACCCUAACCACCCACUCUGCCCUCACUGUUCCCAUCAUCGACUUAUCCUUCAUAUCCUCAGCCGACAAAUCUCUACGAGACGAAACAAUGGAUAAGAUCUCGAGGGCUUGCAGGGAAUGGGGAUUUUUCCAAGUGGUGAACCAUGGGGUGAGCCCUCGUCUCAUGGAUCGAGCCAAAGAGGCGUGGAGAGAGUUCUUUCACCUUCCCAUGGAGCUUAAGCAAGUCCACGCUAAUUCUCCGAGGACUUACGAAGGCUAUGGGAGCCGGUUGGGCGUCGAAAAAGAUGCUCCUCUUGAUUGGAACGACUACUACUUUCUUCAUUAUCGUCCUUCUUCUUUGAAGGACUACGCCAAAUGGCCCUCCUUGCCACUUGGUUGCCGGAAAGUAAUCGAGGAUUAUUGCAAAGAGCAGGUGAAAUUGUGCGAGAAGCUGUUGAGGAUAUUAUCGGUCAACCUUGGAUUAAAAGAGGACCGGCUUCAGAACGCAUUCGGUGGUACGGACGAAGCAGGAGCAUGCAUGAGGGCUAAUUAUUACCCAAAAUGCCCUCAGCCGGAGCUCACCCUCGGCCUCUCGCCGCACUCUGAUCCCGGCGGCUUGACCGUUCUCUUGCCUGACGACCAUGUUGCCGGUCUCCAGGUCCGCCGAUCCGACCAGUGGAUCACCAUCGAACCGGCUCCUCACGCUCUUAUUGUCAACAUCGGCGACCAAAUUCAGGUGUUGAGCAAUGCGAUAUAUAAGAGCGUGGAGCAUAGGGUGAUGGUGAAUUCGGCUAAGGAGAGGGUGUCUUUGGCUUUCUUCUACAACCCUAAGGGCGACGUCAUGAUCGAGCCGCUGGAUGAGAUCGUGACCGUUGAUUCUCCGGCUAUCUAUUUCUCUCCCAUGACUUACGACCAGUACCGUUUGUUCAUCCGUACGCAGGGCCCACAACGCAAAUCCCACCUCGACGUCCUUACAUCUCCCCGAUGAUGAUCAUGAUCAUGAAUCCCACAUCGACGUCCUUACAUCUCCUCGAUGAUCAUCAUAUGUUAAUAAUAAUAAUAAUAAUAAUAAUAAUAAUAAUAAUAAUAAUAAUAAUGGUGGAAAGGUGACAAUGUGUUUUAAGUUCGGAUCUUGAUGUGACAACGUGGUAGUGUGUUUUACCAAAAAAAAAAAACGUGGUGGUGUUCAUGCAUGCACAUAAAUAAUCAAACGUUACGUACGUGGGAUGGGCCUGACACACUUAUCAGAUGUUAAAGAGGCCCAUUUAUUAAUUAUUAAAGGCCCAUUAGCUUACUUGUUGAAGGCCCAUUUUAAUUAGAAAUAAGAAUGAUGGUUGUUCAUUUACUA
This is a messenger RNA of Tarenaya hassleriana, 1497 nucleotides long. RefSeq names its product leucoanthocyanidin dioxygenase. The transcript has 3 exons. The coding region runs from base 58 to 1137 and encodes 359 amino acids. NCBI's taxonomy places the organism in Eukaryota, Viridiplantae, Streptophyta, Magnoliopsida, Brassicales, Cleomaceae. The record is from RefSeq and is a predicted model, not a curated record.